CCUCCUUCUAUACCGCUGCUCUCCCUCUUUCUCCCUGUCUACCUCUUUUUUCACGGAUGCCCCUCUCUCACUCAUGCCUUCUCCUCUUGUCACUCUUGUAGUGGACUGUACUGACAGAAAUGUGGACAAUCCUCCUCUGGCUCUUCCUUUCCCUCCAGCCCGGUUCGGCUGAAGAAGUGAUGUUGCUGGACACGACUGAAUCCACCUCUGAACUUGGCUGGACAACUUAUCCUGAUACUGGGUGGGAUGAAGUGAGUGUGCUUGACGACAAGGGCAAGCUUAUCCGUACCUUUGAGGUAUGCAAUGUCAAUCAAAACCAGCGCUUCCAUGACAACUGGUUGGCCACGCCCUUUCUGUACAGCCAUUCGGCUCCUCGGAUCUUCGUCACGUUGCACUUUUCCGUACGUGACUGCACCAGUCUACGCUCACCCUCACCGACCUGCAGGGAAACACUCACGCUCUACUACAGGCAGGCCGACUCUCAGAAAGAGCUGGAGAGGACCUGGAGCGCAGAGCCUUCCAGUGGUGAGACCAGAGAAGGUUGGAUGAAAAUUGACACCAUUGCAGCGGACAAGAGUUUUAGCCGUGUAGAACCGAGUCUUCCUCACCAGUACAAACCAGACCGGAUGCGCCGCAUCAACGUCAAGACGAGGAGCUUUGGCCCCCUGACACGUCGCGGAUUUGUGUUGGCUAUAGUAGACAGUGGAGCAUGUGUGUCACUUAUGGGUGUGUCCAUAUUUUAUCGCCGCUGUCCAGCAACAACAUUGUACCUGGCCUCCUAUGUGGCCACACCCUCAGGGGCGGAGCCUUCAGCUCUGGUGUCGGUGACUGGGACUUGUGUACCUCACAGCCAAUCACAGGGUGGGACGGCUCCCCGAAUGCACUGUAAUGCAGAGGGUGAAUGGAUGGUGCCUGUAGGAAGCUGCACAUGUGACGCAGGAUAUGAACCAAAUCACAAUGACUCUGCCUGUCUUGCCUGUCAGUUGGGCUUCUAUAAAGCCGUGUUGGGUUCGAUUUCAUGCACCGAGUGUCCAGCUAAUAGCAGAACCAGCAUGGAGGCUUCUAAAAUUUGUGAGUGCCGCAGUGGCUACUACCGGGCGCCGAAUGACGCCAACACUACAGCUUGCACUGCCCCACCCUCAGCCCCUGUGUCUCUGUCAUGGGAGUACGAGAGCUCAGAAGGAGGGGUGUCUCUACGCUGGAAGCCCCCUCUGGACCUGGGGGGUCGGAGUGAAGUGACGUAUAGUGUGGUGUGCAGAAUCUGUCCCUCGGCCACAUAUACUCACCCCAGUGCCUGCUCCUGGUGCGGAGAUUCGGUCACUUAUACUCCUUAUAAAAGUGGCCUCAGACAAACUAAAAUUACCCUCAGCAAUCUGCUUACCCGAGUCACCUAUCUCAUCCAGGUUCAGGCUAUGAACGACGUGUCUUCUCUCAGUCCAUUCCCACCGCAAUUCGCUAGCAUAAACUUCACCACCAGCCAAUCAGUACCUUCUGAGGUUCCCAUGCUGCAUCAGCUCAACAGUGCUUCAGAGUCUAUUACUCUGUCCUGGCCUCAGCCUGACCGGCCCAACGGAGACAUCCUGGAGUAUCAGCUUAGAUAUUAUGACAAGAGCUUUGAUGAAAGCAGUGCAACCAGUGUAUUCACUGAGACCAACACAGUGACCGUAGAUUCUCUGACCCCAGGCUCCAUUUACGCCUUCCAGAUUCGAGCCCGCAAUGAGAGAGGAUAUGGCCCUUACAGCAAUUCAGUUUACUUCAGCACUCUGGCUAUGGAAGAGCGGUCGAGGCAAAUUCAGAGCCGCCUGCCUCUUCUGGUGGGGUCUGUGAUGGGCGGAGCUGCAUUCCUGUUAGUUGUGGCAGCCGUCAUCAUUGUGUUUGUCUUUAGGACUAAAAGGAGAGAGAGCCAUUACAGUGACAGACUUCAGAGAUAUAUUAGCAACAGAGCUGGGGUAAAGUAUUAUGUGGAUCCUUCUACUUAUGAGGAUCCAAGCGAGGCAGUCAAAGAAUUUGCCAGAGAAAUUGACCCUGCACACAUAAAGAUUGAGGAAGUCAUUGGUGCUGCUCAAUUCGGAGAGGUGUCCAGGGGCAGGUACAGACCUCUGGGUCGUAGAGAAGUGAUGGUAGUGGUGAAGAUUCUGCGAUGGGGAGUGACAGACCGUGAAAGAGGAGUGUUCCUCAGCGAGGCUGGGAUCCUGGGUCAGUUUGAUCACCCCAAUGUGCUGAAGCUCGAGGGUGUGAUCACACACACUCCUCCUGAGCGAAUCAUUAUGGAGUAUAUGGAGAACGGCCCUCUGGAUGCUUUCCUCAGGGAAAAUGAAGACCAGUUCAGUGUGUUGCAGCUGGUGGGUAUGGUGAGAGGCAUCGGAGCGGGAAUGUGUUACCUUUCUGAAAGGAACUUUGUGCAUCGUGACCUCGCAGCUCGUAACAUUCUGGUGAACUCAAACCUGGUUUGUAAGGUCUCAGACUUUGGUCUGUCACGGCUCAUGAAGGACCUGGACCACAAUAUGCCCACCUACACUGCAUCGCUGGGUUGUAAAAUACCUAUAAGAUGGACAGCUCCUGAGGCUUUCCAGCAUCGUAAGUUUAGCUCAGCUAGUGAUGUCUGGAGCUUUGGGAUCCUCAUGUGGGAGGUGAUGUCAUAUGGAGAACGGCCUUACUGGGAUAUGAGCAACCAGGAAGUAAUGAAGGCAGUAGUUGAUCAGUAUCGUCUUCCUGCUCCUAACAGUUGCCCUCCUGUGCUACAUGCUCUGAUGCUGCAGUGUUGGCAGGCUGACAGACAGAACCGUCCCAGGUUCGACUCUAUCCUGUCAUCUCUGGACCGUCUCAUACGUCACCCUGCAUCCCUGAAGGCUGAGCAUGCUCGCCCUACCCAACCCCUGCUUAGCCCCACCUCCACAGAUCUGUCAACGGUGACGACAGUCAGUGAGUGGCUGAGAGCCCUGAGGAUGGACCGCUACAAAGAUGAGUUUGAGAGAGCACAACUAAACAGCCUUGAAAGAGUGAGCUUGCUUACUAUGGAAGACGUGCAGGAUUUGGGAGUGAACCUGUUGGGUCAUCAACGGAAGAUUGUAAAUGCAGCACAGCAGCUAAGGACUCAUCUCACUCAGGGACAGGUGGAGGUAUAGAGGACUUUGCCCUGCUUUCUUCUGGACAGUUAAAUACACAGAUGUCCAAUCCAGCCUACACAGCACCCCAAGACCUGCAACAUAGGGAGAUAAAAAAGGACGAAGUGUUAUGACAAGAAGAACUUUGUCAUUCCUCUCACACACACACACACACACACAAUGUCUAUUCUUCAUUAAUGCAGGUCACAAAAACCAAUGACAUGGUUUGACUGACUCUUUGAAUUAACUGAGCAGUUAUGAGGCUUUGGAUUGGCUUCAGAUACUCAUUCAAGACAGAUUUGUUAUCUUUCAUCAUAAUUAAGGGAUGCAAAUUGAGUCUUUUAUGUCUGUUUUAGGUAGCUUUUGUAAAAGCAAAUCAUUAUCAAAACCCAUUUAGCUCUACCAAAUUCGCAAUUAUUAGAUUUGAUGGCUAUGGCUGAAGUGGCAAAAAUACAGACUUUUGCCUAGAUAUAAUUGUGACUGUUUUUCAGGGUUUUUGUAUUGUUCAUUUUUUUUACUUAAUUUAAACCACUGUCAUGUCUAAUCUAAGACUGCAUUUAUAUGUGAUACACAGCUAUGGGUAUCAAAUGUCCGCAUGCAGAUCUCUUUUGCCAAUUUUACACACAAACAACAGUACUAUCUACAACACAGCAAAAGCUAUGCAUUUGGCCUCAAAUUACCCUUUUGCUGCAGUAAAACUCCAAGAAAUCAAGGCUUGCAUUUCAGGUUAAUUCAUUUUGUACGCAUGAUGGACAGAUUCGUGCACUGUUAGCACUAAUGUCACACGUGGGUCACUUCCACGUACAUCAGAUAUGUGCUAAAAUCAGCAUUAUGGCAUGAGGGUCUUAGGGAAUGGAAAAAUUUGGGUAUUUUUACACUGAUUUGCUUCUAAUCACAUUGCUUAUAACAGGCUGUUAUAGUGCAAACUAUAAUUUAUAAGAAUUUCUGUAAUUUUUUUACAAUAAUAUUUUACAAGAAAGCCUAUUAGUCAUUUUUUUACAAUGACAAUAAAAAAAAGGAUUCAGUGUCAGCUGUAGGCUAGUCUUUAAACAAAUGGUGUUCAGUGUUAAAACAGUAUAUCAUCAUUUGUCACUUCAUAUAAUGUACAAUUCCAUCCAAAAGUGUAUUUAAGUGUAUUGUCCCUGAGUAUUGUGUAAUGAGCAGAGUAGAGAACAAGCGUCUGUAUUACACUGAAAUUUAUGAAUAGUUAUUAGAAGUUAUUUUGUAAUUCAUGUUUCUUUUAAUGUAGCUUAUACUCCGUAAAAAGGUUUAGCACAAGUGCACUUAUUUGCCACUCUGCAGCAAAAGCUUUGCUGUAGCAUUCAUCUAACUAUUUCAGUGGAGAGUAAUGUAAUCAUUUAGCUUGUUUUAAUGGUUCCAUUAAAACAAGCUAAAUGUAAUCAUCAUGUUUCAUUAAUUAGACUCAUUUAAAUUGAACCAAAUUAUUAUUCUACGUAAAGCCAUUCCUUUAGCAAUUUCUCGAUUUCCUCCUCUUCCAGACCAGCAUACAGUAUAUGUCAUAUAUGACUUAAAAAGAGACCAUUUCUAUUUUGCGUUCUUUUCUAAUUUAAUACGUUUUAUUUAAUAUUUAUAUUUAUUUAUUUUGCAGUCGCAUGCAAUAACUGCUGCUCCUGAUUUACAUAAUAUAGAUACAGAUGAAUAUUCUGCUUAAAGUCACUGAUGCAGAGUUUCCAUUUCAGAUCCUUGAGCUGAAUGUACUAUGAUUUUAAGAGGUCCAAGGUUCAAGUCAAUGCCCCUUAACUUUCAGAUGUAAUGUGCAAAUCUAUCAGUUCAGCAGCAUAACUUGAGGUAUGCAGGCUUUCAAGAAAAAAAGAUAUGUAAGCGUUGAUUCUGAACAAUUCUUGAUGACACAGUGACUAUACAGUGUGUCCCAAAAAAAGUCUAAAUACAUAGGAGAAAUUACCAUUUUGACAAAAGAUGAGCGAAUGGAAAUCAUUCUUAUGGCUGGAUCAGAAAGCUUUGUGAAGGUUCUUAAAGCCCUUUUACAGGAAACAUGGCAAGCUUAACACUUAACACACAACACUGAUGCCAAUCUUACAAACAAAGUUUGUACAAAAGAACUGAAGUGUUGAGGACCAGCCAAGAAAUGGACGUCUACAUAUAAAUCCAUGGUCAACAUAUCCUCCUGUGUCUAGAGAGUUUUGGAACAGCAUGUAGUUUACAUUUAGCUUUGCACUCAUAUAUGCAAAGGAUUUGAGAACGUAACAGUAGCAUCAGAUUAACAUAGCAGAUUAGUCAAUAAUUCAAACAGGAUUUCUGCAUGGAUAGAAAGACAGUAGGUUUAAUAAAUCUAUCAAAGUAUUUUUUUUUUUUAGGAAACAGAAACACCAUAAUAAUCUAAAAUAGUAAGUUAUGGGGUACAUUACUACAAUUGUGGAUGCAAAAUUAUGGCAUAUAAUUAUCAAAGUAGAUGUAUAACUGUGGGGUUAUACAAGUGGAAUUAUUGUAUGGUGUCAGUGUGUUAAUGAAUUUUCCAAAAGACAUGAGGACUUUUCACACUUAACCCCGGGUUACUGACCUUCAAAAGGCCUACUUGCUCCAAAGAAGGGUUGGAACCACUUUUGUUAUGUUAACCUCACUUUGUAGUGCCAAAUGCGUACAGUGUGAAACCUGCAGUGUUAGAAUAUUAUGCCUACAGUAGAUGCUUAGCAACAAUUUAAGAGACAAGCCUUUAUUUAAAGCAUUCAUGUGCUGUAUUUAUCCAAUCAUGCUUGUUAACGCAACAAAAAUGAAUAUUAGAACGUUAACACACCUAUAGCACAAAUAAGAAUGUUAAAGCUCUAUAUAGUGCAAAUAUAGAUAUAUAUUAUAUCUAGAGUUAAUGUAUAUGCCUUAUACCUGCAGUAUAUUUUCUCUUUGUUGUCUGUUUCCAUUAUAACCUGUCACAUACUGAUAGUUGCCAGUUAAAUCAUGGUAAAACUAAGCACUCCACUGCUAAUCAGGACGUUUUUUACUGCAUAUUUUGAACUAAAGUAAAAGCAUUAAAGAGCAUUAACUUGUGUUGCAGAAGAACAUAAAGCUUUCUGUCCCAGAGCUCGGCCAAACCACAAGAGACUUCCCAGAUCUAGUGCUCUGUCCAAAUCACGGCAUAUUCGUGUAUUACACAAGUCACCACCUGUUUUAUCACCUGCUUUAUUCUGCUUGUAACGUCACACUGUAACACUGUACACAUCAAACGAGUCAAUGUUUUAGUUCAUGAGACUUCUGAUCAGUGAAAGAAACGAGAACAAUGCUUUUUGUUCACACUUGUGUUUCGUGUGUGUGUGUGAGUGAGUGUGUUUCCGUAGCAGCACCUGAGUUUGUAUAGUUUGCUAUUGU
Molecule: messenger RNA, 6443 nt
Organism: Tachysurus vachellii
Lineage: Eukaryota; Metazoa; Chordata; Actinopteri; Siluriformes; Bagridae
Gene: ephb6
Product: eph receptor B6
Exons: 19
Coding region: 120-3125 (1001 amino acids)
Biological process (GO): central nervous system projection neuron axonogenesis; cell surface receptor protein tyrosine kinase signaling pathway; axon guidance
Cellular component (GO): plasma membrane; neuron projection
Molecular function (GO): ATP binding; transmembrane-ephrin receptor activity; protein binding
Source: RefSeq, a predicted model, not a curated record